This is a messenger RNA of Colletotrichum karsti, 1260 nucleotides long. RefSeq names its product acyl-CoA dehydrogenase. Gene Ontology annotation, biological process: butyrate catabolic process; fatty acid beta-oxidation using acyl-CoA dehydrogenase. Gene Ontology annotation, molecular function: flavin adenine dinucleotide binding. The transcript has 2 exons. The coding region runs from base 1 to 1260 and encodes 419 amino acids. The record is from RefSeq and is a predicted model, not a curated record. NCBI's taxonomy places the organism in Eukaryota, Fungi, Ascomycota, Sordariomycetes, Glomerellales, Glomerellaceae.
AUGAUCGACUUCACACUCUCCGAAUCCCAACUCGCCGCCCGCAAGAACGCAGCCGCCUUCGCCUCGCAGCUGCUCCGCGGCGCGUACGAAUCCUACACCAAACUCCCCAACGACGGCGUCUCGCGCUUCCUCUCCACCAAGCCCCUCUUCGAGACCGCCGUCCGCGCCGGCAUCGUCAAGUCCCUGGUCCCGCCCCAUCUCGGCGGCACGGGCGGCACGCUCCUCGAGUCCGCGCUCGUGACCGAGGAGCUGUUCGCCGUGGAGCCCGGCGUCGCGCUGAACUUGCUCACGGACAGCCUGGGCCUGAUGCCCCUCGUCUUCUCGCCCGCGGACGAGGCGCUGAAGAGGGAGCUGGUCGCGCCGUUUCUGACGGGCGAGGGGAGUCCGCUGGCGGCGUUUCAGUGGUCUGAGCCGACGGGUACCGCGAAUUUCCUCGAGAAGGGAGGGAGGGGGAUUCAGACGACGGCGCGGAAGGACGGGGAGAGCUGGGUAUUGAAUGGCGAGAAGAUCUGGGCUGGGAACGGCGCUGGGUGGGACGGGCGCGGGGCCGAUGUGCAGACCAUAUUCUGCCGCGACGUCGGAAUCACCACCGACGACCCCGUAGAUUCGGCGAUGCUCCUCGCCGUGCCCCGCGCCGUGCUCGACGAGAACGACACCGGCGCUUUCCGCGUCCUGGCGUACCAGGAGACACCAGGAUUUACGGCGCACUGCGGCCCGCACGUCGCCUUCAAGAACCUCCGCGUCCCUGAGAAGUACGUCGUCGCCACGGCCGACGCGGCGGUGCAGAUCGUCGAGAUGGCUUUCGCGGCGACGGGCGCGAUGGUCGGCGCGAUGGGUGCGGGAAUCAUGCGCACCGCGUUCCAGGCAGCGCUCAAGUUCGCAAGAGAGAAGGACCAGGGCGGCAGCGUCAGGGUCAUCGAGAGGCAGUCGGCUGCGGACCUGCUGAUUUCGCUCAAGACCAGGAUUGACACGGCGCAGCUGCUCAGCUGGAGGGCGGCGCAUGCGAUCGACACGGGCGCGAGGAACGCCGUUGAGUUGUGCUCGCAGGCGAAGAUCUAUGGAUCUGAAGCGGCGGUCGAGGGUGUUGCGGAGGCGAUGAGGGUUAUUGGCAUAGCGUCUUGGUCGAGCGAGUAUCCGUUUGCAAGGUUGGUGCAGGAGGCUGCUGUUUUGCCCAUCUUUGACGGCGGUAACCAGGGAGUCAGGAGGAGAGUAGUGCAAAGGGCGAUGAUGGAUCCUGAAUAUGAUCCCUUUGCACUCUGA